This is a messenger RNA of Seminavis robusta, 1158 nucleotides long. Lineage: Eukaryota; Bacillariophyta; Bacillariophyceae; Naviculales; Naviculaceae. The record is from the annotation of a GenBank genome assembly.
GGGCUUUUCUAGCCGUUCACCCUUGAAACAGCUUUCGCGCCCAAAAGCAUUGGCCUGACAUUUUCGCCUCAAAAGAGCAGCACGUUUGUCUCUUCAUUGACAUUUGACAAUGAUGCAAUAAUAGCACCAUUGGCAAACCACAAGGAAACACAAAGCCAACAUCACAACGACACUUUUAAACUUAACCAACAACAAAGCCAGCACAAUGCCUCGAUCAGCCCAUUCCGCGCUUGGAAACAAGAAAAAGUCUGUCAGCAGUAGUAGUAGUAGUAGCAACGACAGUAUGAACGGGCCCGCCAAGCGUCACAAAAACAACCGCAAUCACUGGGCCGAUGGUCUCUUGAAGUUCCUCGACGACCCUACGGAUCCGGCUGUGGUGUACCUGGAUGACGAAUUCAUUGCUGUCAAAGACAAGUUUCCCAAGGCCAAGUGUCAUUACCUCGUCAUGCCGAGGGACACCAAGUUCCGUUCACUGAAUGAUUUGGAGGGUCGGGGCGAUAUGGUUCUUCUGAGAAAGAUGGAAGCGGUGGCCAACAAACUAGUGCACGACCAGAACGAGACAGGAGACCCUACGCUGCAGUUCCGCUACGGGUUCCAUGCCGUGCCUUCUUUGAAUCAUCUUCAUAUGCAUGUCAUUUCGCAAGACUUUGACUCCCCACACCUAAAGAACAAGAAGCAUUGGAACAGCUUCACUACUACCUUCUUUGUCCCAGUGGAAGAAAUGCAGAUUGCCGUCACAAAGGGGAAGAUCGACUUCACCUACCGGGAGAAUCGGUUGAAGGAUGGACUCAAAUGUCACCGGUGUGGAAAGAUGCAGACCAACAUGCCCCAACUCAAGCAGCACAUCUCCUGUUGCAACUACGAUGCGACCAAGGAAUUCGACGAGUACAGCGACUGAGGACUUGCUUGCUUCCUGAAUAACAAAACAACAACACGACAAUAAUAGCCUCUCACCCAUAAACGGGUGGGUCGCUUUGGGGGCAACAAUUCUUCUUCAGAUUAUAACAAUUCGCUGGCACUCCUAACUAACUAAUUCAUCAAGGGAGGCCACAACAAAACAAAAACUUGGAUGCACAGUGCACUCUCGUUUGCCAUUCAUUCAUCUCUAUGUGACGCAAAACUUAACAACCAUAAAAUUAUAAACCAGUCUAUCUUGUG